UGUUCUGUUGACGGUACAGUGUGUUAGCUGUUCUGUUGACGGUACAGUGUGUUAGCUGUUCUGUUGACGGUGUAGUGUGUUAGCUGUUUUGUUGACGGUACAGUGCUGGAGCGCUGGUGUAGUGUGUUCGUCGCUGGUCUUCUUCUAUCAAAAUUUCUGUGGAUUGUAAUUGGAGGACUACUGUUUGGGCUGGACCUAUUGGACUGUGUGUGUGUGUUCGGACCUGGCAUACACACGUGUCGUGUGUGUGUAUGAACAAUCUAUAUUGUGACUGAACAACACACGUGCAGACGGUGAUUGUUAGGAGGGUAUGGAUUACCCGUGUCUGGGCAGUGUGUGUGUGUAAAUGUAUGUGGCAGUGGAAUCAGGAAUGGACAGCACACUUCAGAGGAGAGGAGAGAGCCCCCCUGCAAUGGACUUCACGAACGGCGAGGCCCGACUGGGCCCUCCCAUCAUCAUGUGUACCCGUCCAUACCCAGACUGCAGUGUGGAGCAGGGGGAGUGUUGUGACAUGGACAGCACCAAUGAGAGCGGCGUGGGCUCUGACACCUCUGACGGGGGGCGGAGCAACGAGAAAGAGGAGGGGCUAGGUGGACUGUUCAACAAUUCUGGCCAGCUGAUUGGCUCUGCUUCUGCGUCCGUCUUCUCGGGGGAGGAACAGUUUGAGGACUACGGAGAGGGGGAGGACGUGGACUACACUCCCAGCAGCCCUUGCCCCGACGAUGACGCUCGCACCAACGGCUUCUCAGACCUCGGCUCCUCCCUGCCCUCCAGUGCUGGUCAGACCCCUCUGAAGAUGUGUCACCUGUACAACAGUGAUAUGUUGGAUGUCUAUUGUUCUCAGUGCUAUAAGAAGGUUAACCUGCUCAACGACCUGGAGGCCAGGCUCAACAACCUCAGAGCCAACAGCCCCAACAGAAAGAUAUCCAGCACUGCCUUUGGACGUCAGUUGUUCCAACACAACCACAGUGCUUUUAGCAGCAGUCAGGGAAGCACAGAGGACCUGUUCAGAGACUCCAUCGACUCUUGCGAUGUGGACAUUACUGAGAAGGUGAGUUACCUGGAGAAGAAGGUGACCGAGCUGGAGAAUGACAGUCUGGCUAAUGGAGACCUCAAGUGUAAACUCAAACAGGGCAACACACAGCUAGUACACAGGGUUCAUGAGCUGGAGGAGCAGCUGAAGGAUCAGGAGAGCAGAGCAGAUCAGACCCUGGAGGAAGAGACACAUAGACACAGAGAGACCUACUGCAAGAUGGAGAGAGACAAGAACACGGACAUAGAGCUGCUCAGUAACAGAGUUCAGCAGCUGGAGGAGGAGAAUGGGGAGAUGAAACUGAACGUGUGUAAACUGAAGUCUCAGACUGAGAAACUAGACCAGGAGAAGCAGCGUAUGACAGACCGGUUGGAGGACACCAGUCUGAGGCUGAAGGAUGAGAUGGACCUCUACAGGAAGAUGAUGGACAAGCUGUGGCAGAACAGACAUGAAUUCCAGAAGGAGAGAGAGGCCAUGCAAGAGUUGAUAGAGGACCUGCGUAGGGAGUUGGAGCACUUGCAGCUGUUUAAGCUGGGUUCAGAGGCGGGGCAGGGGGCGGGGCUAUCAGAAUACAACGCCAAGACACGGGAAAUAGAGAUGGAGCAUGAGGUCAAGAGACUCAAACAGGAGAACUUUAAGCUGCGGGACCAGAACGAUGACCUGAACAGUCAGAUCCUCAGUCUGAGUCUGUAUGAAGCUAAGAACCUGUUUGCCUGCCACACCAAGGCCCAGUCACUGGCUGCUGAGAUAGACAACGCAUCUAGGGACGAGUUGGUGGAUGCUCUGAAGGAGCAGGAGUGUGUUAACCUCCGUCUGAGACAGUAUAUGGAUAAAAUCAUCCUGGCCAUUCUGGACCACAACCCCUCUAUCCUGGAGAUCAAGAGUACCAGUUAAACACACACUUCCAUCCUGGCCAUUCUGGACCACAACCCCUCUAUCCUGGAGAUCAAGAGUACCAGUUAAACACACACUUCCAUCCUGGCCAUUCUGGACCACAACCCCUCUAUCCUGGAGAUCAAGAGUACCAGUUAAACACACACACACACACUUCCAUCCUGGCCAUUCUGGACCACAACCCCUCUAUCCUGGAGAUCAAGAGUACCAGUUAAACACACACUCACACACACACACACACACACACACACUUCCAUCCUGGCCAUUCUGGACCACAACCCCUCUAUCCUGGAGAUCAAGAGUACCAGUUAAACACACACUCACACACACACACUUCCAUCCUGGCCAUUCUGGACCACAACCCCUCUAUCCUGGAGAUCAAGAGUACCAGUUAAACACACACUUCCAUCCUGGCCAUUCUGGACCACAACCCCUCUAUCCUGGAGAUCAAGAGUACCAGUUAAACACACACUUCCAUCCUGGCCAUUCUGGACCACAACCCCUCUAUCCUGGAGAUCAAGAGUACCAGUUAAACACACACACACACACACACACACACACUUCCACGCCAGGGGAUGAGACAGAACGUGAAACAACUGACAGCUGUCUGUGGUUUACAGCUGAAACUCGCCGUCUACUCUAUCUGUCAAUCAACUGUUAGAUGUCCCGCCUCCUUUAUCUAGCCCACCAAUGAUGAACUGUUAUUAUGUUGCCAAGAAGAGAAACUGUGCUACUGAAUGACACUAUCCGGAGACUAGCAGUAUUAUGAUGGUGUUCACUUUAUGAUGAUGAUAAUUAUUCUAUGUUAUGUUGACACACACUCUCUCUGGGUUCACGAGCUCCAGGAUGACUGUCCACUAGCCUACAAUGAUGUCAUCAUUUAUUACUGAUUUAACAAUGGGAAUAUUUGCAAACCGGAGCGCGCCACUUUUGAUUGGCUAACUGAGCUGUUCAAUCACGUUCAAAAGGUGAAGGUCGUAGGUGAGCGGACGAGGAAGUGUAACAGAUAGUGUGGGUAGGUUAAGACAAGGGAUUUUAAGAUUCCUUCGGGUUAAGGUCUGAUAGCUUGGUAGAGAUGGGAGUCGUUGGUCAUAUUAUGGACCGUUCGGAUGUUUGAUGCCGGGAUACAGUAGCAAUCAACCGUGAGGUGUGCAACGGGGACCAAGGGUGUGUCUCAAUAGUCACUUCCUCUUCUUUGUCUUCUCUUUCCUCUACACUGACAGGACAGGUGAAAGAUGCCCCACUCAGAUACUUCCUUUCACCUGUCCUGUCUUCUCUGAAAAGGAAAGGAAGGGAAGGAGAUGAGGCCACUUCAGACCACUGAGACUCAUCCCUCCCUCCCCCUCCUGUCCUCCUCCCUCCCUCCCCCUCCUGUCCUCCUCCCUCCCUCCCUCCCUCAUUCUCCCUCCCUCCCUCCUGUCAUCCUCCCUCCCUCCCUCAUUCUCCCUCCCGCUCCCUCCUGUCAUCCUCCCUCCCUCCCUCUCCCUCAUGUCAAUCAAGGAAAGGAAAGGAAAGUAAGGAGAUGAGGCCACUAUCAGACCACUGAGACUCACCCCAAGUUUAGUCUCCACGCUGAUUCCUCUGGUCGGGGGGACAUGAAGAUUAUACCUUCUGAUUCUAUGAUCCAGUUACUCUCUGGGCGUGAAGGUUAUAACCUGUCAUAAGCAUUUAAGACAGGCGUCGUACUGGUGUCAUAGCGUUGUUUAUAGGCUUAACGAUGCAUAGUGAACAAAGUGUUAAUAAUAAUGACUCCCUGUUCCCUAUAUAGUGCACUACUUUGGACCAGGGCCCAAUGAUACCCUGUUCCCUAUAUAGUGCUUUACUUUGGACCAGGGCCCAAUGAUACCCUGUUCCCUAUUAUAGUGCACUACAUUGGACCAGGGCCCAAUGAUACCCUGUUCCCUAUAUAGUGCACUACUUUGGACCAGGGCCCAAUGAUACCCUGUUCCCUAUAUAGUGCACUACUUUGGACCAGGGCCCAUAGGGAUUAGGGUGCCAUUGGGGAUGCAUAGACCGUGUAGGUAAUACUAGGAGUAUAACCAGCUUGUUGUGCUAUGUAGUAGUGUAUAACCACCGUGCACAGAGUUAUGUGUUGCUGUAGGAGAUGAGUGUAGUAGUGUAUAACCACUGUGCACAGAGUUAUGUGUUGCUAUAGGAGAUGAGGGUAGUAGUGUAUAACCACCGUGCACAGAGUUAUGUGUUGCUAUAGGAGAUGAGGGUAGUAGUGUAUAACCACUGUGCACAGAGUUAUGUGUUGCUAUAGGAGAUGAGGGUAGUAGUGUAUAACCACUGUGCACAGAGUUAUGUGUUGCUGUAGGAGAUGAGUGUAGUAGUGUAUAACCACUGUGCACAGAGUUAUGUGUUGCUAUAGGAGAUGAGGGUAGUAGUGUUGCUAUAGGAGAUGAGGGUAGUAGUGUAUAACCACUGUGCACAGAGUUAUGUGUUGCUAUAGGAGAUGAGGGUAGUAGUGUAUAACCACCGUGCACAGAGUUAUGUGUUAUGUGGAGAUGAGCGUAGUAUUACGGUCCUCAUGUAAUUCUACACUGAAAACAUAGGGUCCUGUUCAAUAGGGAUACAUUGUUUUGAAACUGAGUCGAACGGUACAAGUACCUACCUGAACUUGUCCAAUAAGAACAAAUGUUUUUUGUUUUCCGUUGCAAAACGUUUUUGCUACGGUGGGCCCUAAUAGGGAACACGACCCCACCCAGGACUUUGAGAAAGGCCAACGAGAGGUAUCAAGGUGGUAGUUAUUUAGGGGAGAAACCUAACGUUCCACGGAAGUCAAAAUGUUCACUCAGUCAUGCCUUGAUGUAAAUGGGAGACGAGGUGAAAACGUUACCUAAAUGGAAGUUAGGAUUUGCCUCUAAGAGAAUAAGUCACAUGAGUUGUUAGGACAAUGUCUAUAAAGGUGAAUUGUUUAUUUUUCAUACAGAUCUAUAAAAUGAUAAAUGUUGGGGACUUGUUAAGUUCGGACGGUCUUUUGAUCAGACUGGAAUGAGGGUAAGGAGAUGUCAGAGCAUUGGGGGUGAGAUCUGUCCAUUUAUGGAGAACAACAUGGUAGUCACUAUAAUCAAUGAAUCGCCACGACGAUAAUCCCUGGAUCUAGGGUGUAUGUAGGGGGGGGGGGGCAGCAGCUCAUAUAUAGAGUGUAUAGGUUCUGUAAUACCUAUAGAUUGAGAUAGCUCUUUUCUGUGUAUGUCAUGAUUGUACUGUGCCACCCAUAUACACACACACACACACACACCACAGUAGCUUGUUGAAUCCACUGUACUGUAGAUGGAUAGAUAGCCACGACUUCAGGUCAUUGAUUUCACCUCGUUAAUAACUGUGUCUCUGAAGAAGAGUCUGUGUAGACAGUCGGUGUGAUGUCACACUAACACUAGUUUUGCUUUGUUGCACAAAUUAUACUAAUGAGCUGUUUUCUCAUGGGUUCUCAUGGGUUUCACAUGGGUUUCUCAUGGGUUUCUCAUGGGUUUCACAUGGGUUUCACAUGGGUUUCUCAUGGGUUUCACAUGGGUUUCUCAUGGUUUCUCAUGGGUUUCACAUGGGUUUCUCAUGGGUUUCUCAUGCUUUCUCAUGGGUUUCUCAUGGGUUCUCAUGUUUUCUCAUGGGUUUCACAUGGGUUUCUCAUUGUUUCUCAUGUUUUCUCAUGGGUUUCUCAUGCUUUCUCAUGGGUUUCUCAUGGGUUCUCAUGGUUUUCAUGUUUUCUCAUGUUCUCAUGGGUUUCUCAUGGGUUUCUCAUGGUUUCUCAUGGUUUCUCAUGGGUUUCUCAUGGUUUCUCAUGGUUUCUCAUGGGUUUCUCAUGGUUUCUCAUGGGUUUCUCAUGGUUUCUCAUGGUUUCUCAUGGGUUUCUCAUGGGUUUCUCAUGGUUUCUCAUGGUUUCUCAUGGUUUCUCAUGGUUUCUCAUGGGUUUCUCAUGGGUUUCUCAUGGGUUUCUCAUGGGUUUCUCAUGGGUUUCUCAUGGUUUCUCAUGGGUUUCUCAUGGGUUUCUCAUGGGUUUCUCAUGGUUUCUCAUGGGUUCUCAUGGGUUUCUCAUGGUUUCUCAUGGGUUUCUCAUGGUUUCUCAUGGUUUCUCAUGGGGUUCUCAUCUCUUAUUCAGUUUCUUGUUUUUCUUUGUGCCUUUUGUAAAUGAGCAAUGAGGUGUCCCCAUUAGAUUGAGGUUAUUUUUCUCAUGUUUUUUAGUUUGUCCGUUGGUCAUCGUGAGUGAGCUUUUUAUAUCAGUUUGCUUUUCCAACACGUUGUCGUAGCAUUGUUCAUACGUUGUAAAGUUUCUACAGGAUCUAGUUACAGUUUGUAUUGAUGUGCCACUGACUCAUCCAACCUAAACACUAGUAUUUUAUACAGUAAAAAAAAAUGAAUGAAUGAAUGAAUCGCCACGACGAUAAGAUAAGAGUUCUAUCUUAGAGAUGAUAUUCUGUGUGACCUGGAAAUGUAUAGCACAUGUUAAUGACGUUGUCGUAGCGACUGUGUUUACUAUAGGAUGACGAUCCUUGGACUGAUAAACAACAUCUAUAGGCUGAGUCUGGAACUAGAGAAUUAGAAUCAUUCUAACUCUGUGUGACUGAAACCAGCCAAGGCUUGAAAAAAUCCCAUGGUUGAGUACUGUGAAGCUCUGACCCUGUUUUGGGUACUUUAAGAAUGCAUCCUACCAUCAUCUUCUCCUUGAGGUAAUAUCACGGAUUAGGAAGGGAUUGGAUUAAGUGAAUGCAUGUUUGCCAUCAUGUUUACACCUGUCUUAACAUUGUCAGAUCAGUGAUGACUUCGAGGAUGGGAGGAUGCAUCUGUGAGGUAUUUGAACAGGCUUUAGAUAGAGAUAUCGUGAUGUGUUCACCUCAUGCUAAAAGAUCGCUGAUGUUGUUCUGCUCAUGUACUGUAGGUCUGACAGGGACUUAUAGGAUGUUGUACAAACUUGAAAAUUUAAAUAAAAUGAAUUUGCUUUGGCAUGACCAAGGA
Messenger RNA from Oncorhynchus kisutch (coho salmon), 6880 nucleotides. RefSeq names its product rab11 family-interacting protein 4A. Bases 347 to 1927 code for a protein of 526 amino acids. Gene Ontology annotation, cellular component: midbody; recycling endosome membrane; cleavage furrow. The transcript is spliced from 13 exons. NCBI's taxonomy places the organism in Eukaryota, Metazoa, Chordata, Actinopteri, Salmoniformes, Salmonidae. The record is from RefSeq and is a predicted model, not a curated record. Gene Ontology annotation, biological process: regulation of cytokinesis; endocytic recycling.